This is a messenger RNA of Lottia gigantea (owl limpet), 1749 nucleotides long. RefSeq lists its product as hypothetical. The record is from RefSeq and is a predicted model, not a curated record. Gene Ontology annotation, molecular function: hydrolase activity. The annotation marks the transcript as partial. The transcript has 13 exons. Lineage: Eukaryota; Metazoa; Mollusca; Gastropoda; Lottiidae.
UAUUUUCAGAUUUCUGAUCUCCACAUCAGUAAAUAUAAAGAUUUGAAGAGAGGACCUGAUUUAGUUCAUUUAUGUAAAACACAUUUAAGUGUUAUAAAGCCAGAAAUCGUCAUUACAUCAGGUGAUUUGGUUGAUGCUAAAUACCCUGAUCAUGUAUCAUCAACUCAAUUUGCUGAAGAAUGGACAGCAUAUAAAGAGGUGGUUGAACUGUGUGAGGAAUUCUUGAAACCAACAAAAUGGCUGGAUAUCAGAGGCAAUCAUGAUGCUUUUGAUGUUCCUGAUUUGGAGCACCCACAUAAUUAUUAUAGGGAGUACUCUAAGCAGGGCAAACAUUCUAAAAUGUCCUAUUCCUAUACCCAUAACAAAAAUUAUGGUAAAUACAGGUUUAUAGGCGUUGAUGCUUGUCCAGACCCUGGACCUCGUAGACCUUUUAAUUUCUUUGGACAACUUAACACUGAUCGUCAGAGUGAUCUGAUCAAGUUAGCUCAAGAAGAUACACCAAGUAAUCUUACAAUAUGGUUUGGUCAUUAUCCUACUUCAAUCAUAGUUCAAGAUCCACCAGGAAUCAAACAUAUCAUGAGGAAAGGCAUUGCCUAUCUUUGUGGACAUCUCCAUACAUUAAAUGGUAUGGUACCAAGUAUGUAUACUAAACAGAAGACUGGUAUGUUAGAACUGGAACUAGGUGAUUGGAGAGAUAACAGAAUGUAUCGUGUGUUAGCCAUAGAUAAUGAUAUAUUAUCGUUUAUUGAUGCAAAACUAACAGACUGGCCAGUUAUUUUAUUAACCAACCCGAAACAUGCAUUAUUUCAAACUCCUAGUCAUGAACCAGUUCAUCUUAUAAAAUCUUCCACACAUAUCAGAUUUCUAGUAUUUAGUGAAGGUGAUAUUGUAUCAGCUACUGUCUAUAUAGAUAAUAUAAACCUAGGUUCAGGAUCACAUAUCAGUGGUCCAUUAUAUACAUUACCCUGGGAUACCUCCAAAUAUAUUACAGGAUUACAUAAUAUCAAAAUUAUAGUUCAGGAUUCCUUAGGAAAUGAGAAUGAAAUAACUCAGCCAUUUUCAUUGGAUGGAAGUCACCCAGAUUUCAAGAUUAUAUCUCGACUCAUACUUAUGACGAAUAUCUCAUUUUUGGUAUGUAGAUUUUAUAGACUCACAUCUCUCUAUACAUUUUUUUGUGGUUUGGUAAAAUAUUAUGAUAAUCAUUAUAUCUUUAUUACAGGAGAAAGCUAUUUAUGUGUUUUAUGUAAUAAAUGGUUGUUUAAAUUAUGGUUAACAUCUCGAACCAAUUUCACAUAUUAUUCUCAUAUUCUCUUUUUAUUAUAUGUCACUUUUGGUCCGUGGUUUGUUGGUGAUUUAUUAGUAGAUCAUGUUGGGUGUGUAUUUGUAUGGGGUAUAUUCCUCAAGAAUACCUUCAUACCAGGCAGUGUUACUUAUUUUUAUGGUCUAUUUCAGAUUAUAACGUUCAACAUUCCCUUAUUACUCAUUACCAGUCACAUACUAGAUAUACGAUCAAAGCUACGCUCUAGAACAAUUACCCAGUCUUAUUUGAAAAUACCCUUCAUUAUAUUAUUAAUAUUUCAAUCUUUAUUAACUUUUAAAGAAUUUCCCUCUGCAUAUGGUACCAAGGCAUUAGUUAUAGGACCAGUUAGAACGGGCUCUAUUAUAUUUGCAAUUUAUACUUAUUAUUACUCAAAUAAAGUAUCAGUUCAAGACGGAAGGACUCAGUCCUGUACUGUAUCCUAUAGUUGA